AUGGAUUAGAAUUUAAAUAUUCCCUAAGUUAAUUCUGUGUUAUUUGGAUCGCAAUACUACAAAUAAGGUUUAAUGAAUUAUUAGGCCAGUAGUACAUUCCUAGUCUUCUAGAUUGGCUACAUUGAUUUAAAUAUCAAAUAAACAUAAAAAUUAGAAGAAUUUUGGGAAUUUUACUUGGAUAUAAGAACUAUAUAGUACUCUUUGCUGAUAUUAUAAGAUAAGUAAGGGCAUUAGGCAAAAUAAACAGUUAGAAUAAAUAACUAAUUUUUGAAUAUUUUAUGUAUUAAUAAUAGUUAGUUCAAGAUAUAACUUUUAUAAAGAGCGCUCGUAUUCAAUCAACAGAUUGAAAAGACAUAUAUAGGUGAGAGGACAUUCAGGACUGAAUAAACUAAAGAACAAAAUGGCUUCAGUUGUUCACAAAAAAUCUAUCAAGUUGUAAAGCAAAUAGCCAAUUUAUAAGAUCAACAGAUAUAUUAAUUGAACAAAGGUACGGGCUUUACUAAAGUAGUAUAAUUCUUUUAAUUAGUUGGCAAUUUCAUUAGCAACGUUGCAAUAUGUGAAUAAUAAUUCUUUUUUGAAUAUUUUGAAAUGUUCUUCAUUCUGAACCAUAAUUAAUAUAAUUGA
This is a messenger RNA of Paramecium octaurelia, 624 nucleotides long. The record is from the annotation of a GenBank genome assembly. NCBI's taxonomy places the organism in Eukaryota, Ciliophora, Oligohymenophorea, Peniculida, Parameciidae.